AUGUCUCCCAAACCCUCGACUAAGCGAGCAUUAUCACAAAUACCAUCGCCGACAACUAUGCAUAAUACCAAGAAACCGCGCCUAGUCGCCGUUUCCAGGGCGGGUAGGCAAGAUAUUCCAGGAGAGGGGCGUUGGAAGGACUGGCCCGCUCCCGCCGAAGAUCUGAAGGCAGCCAGAACGUUUAUGAAGCAAUGCGCAGAACGUAGACUGCCGACUAUCAUCGUUCCGGACAAGGACGCAGACGGAUUGUCGUCGGGACUAAUCUUAUAUCGCACUCUCAACGGCCUUGGGCUCCCUCCUGAAUCAAUUCAUGUGCACUUCAUCGCAAAGGGAACCAACGUGUUCUCCGCAUCUGAAAGGGCGCGACUGGAGUGCCUAGCAAUCGCCAUUAGUGGUGGCGGCGAAUUGGAUAGUACGUCAAACGAAGUGCGAGUUAUAUAUGUCGACCAAGGAAGUCGUGGUGGUCCGCCGUUACUUCAGCCCCUUCUCGACGAAGGCCGCGCUAUGGUCCGGACUAUGGUUGUAGACCAUCAUCAGAGUGACGACUUCCCCGAAGGUUCACAGGUCCUGACGGCUUGCAAAUCACCCCCAAUCUGUACCUCAUCCUUGCUAACCUAUCUCAUGUGCUAUCCGUUGGAGAGCAGCAUUCCCGAAUCUUGCGCAUGGUUAGCCCUGUUGGGAAUCUUCGGCGACCUAGGUCCAAGUGAAAUCAAGUUCGGCGAUGUGGAGGGUCAUUGGCCAGUGAGCGAGGAGAUGCUGAGGCUAGGAGCCACUAUCAAAGUCGUAAAGAAGAAGGCUUUGAGUGACUCCGUUUCGUUGUUGAAUGCUCCCCGGAGGACGCCGGAGUUCAAUGUUCAAUCCGCCUGGGAUGCUCUCCUCAGUGCUGACGGCCCGACAACGAUAAUAAACAAUACUGAGCUCCGCAGAUUGCGGUUUCGUAUCAAUGAAGAAGUUGAACGAUGCAGUCGUGCUGCUCCUCAAUUCUCCAAAGACGGAUGUGUUGCUUUGCUAAGGAUUGAUAGCCGGUAUCAAGUUCAUCCUGUUGUAGCGAUACGUUGGGCCUCUAGAUUGAAAGGGAAGGACCUGAAAAUGAUAAUGGUCGUCAAUCCAUCACACCACCCCGACCCUAAUCUUGUUUCGUUUUCCUGUAGGAUUCCUGCAAGCCUUCGUAAAGUUGCAGAGACAGCGCAGCCAGAUCUUCAGCAACUCCUUAAAGACUACGGUGCGAAAGUGGAUGAUGUGUUUAUGGCCCGUGUAGGGGACGAUUAUGCGAGGGGACAUAAGCAGGCGACGGGGGGAAUCAUACCGAGGGCUGAAUUCGAGUUGUUGGUCUCAAAGGGCAUGGAGGUCGCGGCAAGAGCGGUCAGGAGGGUUGAUGAAGCCUCGGUGGAUGGUCAGCGAAAGAUCAAGGACUUCUUCAGUAAGGGAUAG
Molecule: messenger RNA, 1431 nt
Organism: Pleurotus ostreatus (oyster mushroom)
Lineage: Eukaryota; Fungi; Basidiomycota; Agaricomycetes; Agaricales; Pleurotaceae
Exons: 11
Coding region: 1-1431 (476 amino acids)
Source: RefSeq, a predicted model, not a curated record